This is a messenger RNA of Condylostylus longicornis, 993 nucleotides long. RefSeq lists its product as uncharacterized. Gene Ontology annotation, molecular function: acyltransferase activity, transferring groups other than amino-acyl groups. The transcript is spliced from 4 exons. Bases 90 to 938 code for a protein of 282 amino acids. The record is from RefSeq and is a predicted model, not a curated record. Lineage: Eukaryota; Metazoa; Arthropoda; Insecta; Diptera; Dolichopodidae.
GCUGUCAUCUACAAUAGGAAUUACAUUUUAAAAUAAUACUCAACAAAAAUUAUUAUAUAACAAUAAGAUAUUUACUACACAUAAGAAAAAUGAACUGUAAUAAUAAAAUUAUUCCGAUACCAAUUGAAUAUUGGCCAAAUUUAAUGAAUAUGUAUAAAAUUGAUUGGCCAAAACAUUUAUUAACAUUUUAUACAAUUAAAAAUUAUAUUGAUUGGAAAAAUAAUCCUGAAAUAGAAGAAGAAGCAGAGGAAUUUCAAUUUUAUUCAUUGAAUGGUGAUUGGAGUGAUGGUACCCAUGCGAUUAUUGAUAAGAGCAAUCAUGUGAUGUUUAAUACUUUAAAUGAAAAUUUUAAAAAUUUAAGUGAUUUACUACAACUAUUAUUAUCUAUAGAAAAUUUCUAUUUAAUUAUAACACCGGGUGAAAUUGAAUGUGAUGUUAUAAAAUUUGUAAAUAAAUAUAAUCUUAUCAUUGGUGACGGUAAUGCAGCUUAUCUUUAUCAUUUAAAUAAAGAGAUAGCUUUAAAUUUUGAUAUCAGACCUCCAAGUGGAUAUAAAAUUAAAACGUUAUCAGAAGAACAUGCAAAUUUUAUUAAUAAUUUAUGGAAAUAUAAACAUUCUGGCUCAGAAGAAUAUUUGAAAAAAUUAAUUCAAAGAAAUUUGAAUUUGGGAGUUUUUGAUGAAAAUGAUUGUCUUGUUGCAUGGUGCCUUAGAGUAGAAUAUGGUCUAUUGGGAACACUACAAGUGGUUGAUACACAUAAGAGAAAAGGAUUAGGAUCAUUAGUAGUAAAAGCAUUAGCAAAACUUUCAGCCGAAAAUAAUUUUGAUUCUGCAGCUUCAGUGGAUAUUCCAAAUAUAUCAUCGAAAAAAUUAUUUGAAAAAGUUGGGUUUGAACAAUUCGGUAUGAUGCGUUAUAUUUAUUUGGUACCAAAAGUUGAAUAAAAUUUUUCAUUAAAAAAAAUGUUUUUGUACUACUGAGCGUAUUUAAUAAAUUUUG